Messenger RNA from Malus domestica (apple), 1151 nucleotides. RefSeq names its product deoxypodophyllotoxin synthase-like. Gene Ontology annotation, molecular function: 2-oxoglutarate-dependent dioxygenase activity. The record is from RefSeq and is a predicted model, not a curated record. NCBI's taxonomy places the organism in Eukaryota, Viridiplantae, Streptophyta, Magnoliopsida, Rosales, Rosaceae.
GAAUAAUCCAUUAGAUCCCUCAAAACCUUGUAGCCAAUCAGAAGAAAAGGUAAAAAAGGGUUGCAUGGGUACCAGGGAUGGAUUUCUUCCGGUGAUAGAUUUCUCCAAAGAGGACUGCUUGAAGCCAGGGACAAGUUCUUGGCUCUCCGUCCGCAGGGAGGUUUGCCGUGCACUGGAAGAGCUCGGCGGUUUCAUGGCGACAAUGCCCGACAAAGUUUCUGCUGAGCUCCACCAAACCAUCUUUGGUGCACUGAAGGACUUGUUUGAGUUCCCUGCCGAACUCAAAUCCAAAAACCGAUACGAAGAGAAUCCCUUUUGUGGCCAUUUCAUAUAUAAUUCUGUCCAUGAGAGCUUGGGGAUUCAGAAUCCCACACACUCGGAAGAAACUCAGAAAUUCACACAUCUUUUCUGGCCUAACCAAAAUGAUCAAUUCCGUGAUAGUGUAGACUCAUAUGUAAAGGUGAUGAUGGAACUUGAUCAUGUUGUAACAAGAAUGGUAUUCGAAAACUACGGUAUGGAGAAGUACCACGACGAACACAUUCGAUCUACUUCUCACUUUAUCCAGUUUGCUAAAUACAAAGAACCCAGAAAAGCUGGAAGCGAUGUGGGUAUAGUGAGUCACACUGACAAGAACUUCCUUUUCAUAGCUAGUGAUGUGUUUAAGGUAUGGAGUAACGGCAGAAUACGAGCUUGUAGACACAGAGUCAACGUAAGAGAAAAUGAUGAGGCAAGAUACUCGGUUGGGUUUUUCUCUCUAAAGAUAGGGGUAACAACCGUACCCAAGGAGCUUGUGGACGAAGAACACCCCUUACGUUACAAGUCACUAGACCAAGUGGAGUAUAUCGAAGCACAAAGGAAAAAUGGAAUUGAGUGCACACCGGAGGCAUUCUGCGGAGUUUGAUUAUUUUUAGUUUACUUUUCGUAAUAUUACUUCCCUUUUAAACUGAAAUGUAUUUAUGUUUUUUCCCUUGUCUUGGGAUAUGCUGAUUUCUCAUUACUUGAUUUCUCAAUGUUUUUGAGCAUCAAAAUCAUUAUUGUUGCCCUAUGUGUGUUGGACCAAGUCAUAACUUGGUUUCAGUUGUAACGGCGUGAAGUGUUGGAAAAUAUUAGUAUUCAGGUGUUGGAAAAAGUCAUUCAAGAUGUAGUCAUUC